AUGGUCAGCUCCUGUUGUGGCUCUGUCUGCUCUGAGGAGGGCUGUGGCCAAGGCUGCUGCCAGCCCAGCUGCUGCCAGACCACCUGCUGUAGGACCACCUGCUGCCGACCCAGCUGCUGUGUGUCCAGCUGCUGCAGGCCCAGCUGCUGUGUGUCCAGCUGCUACAGACCACAGUGUUGCCAGUCUGUGUGCUGCCAGCCCACUUGCUGCCGUCCUAGCUGCUGCAUUUCUAGCUGCUGCAGACCCAGCUGCUGUGUGUCCAGCUGCUGCAGACCCCAGUGCUGCAUCUCUAGCUGCUGCCGCCCCACCUGCUGCAUUUCUAGCUGCUGCAGGCCUUCUUGCUGCCGUCCCAGCUGCUGUGUGUCCAGCUGCUGCAGGCCUCAGUGCUGCCAGUCUGUGUGCUGCCAGCCUACCUGUUGCCGCCCCUGCUGUGGUAGUUCCAGCUGUUGUGGAUCUAGCUGCUGCCGCCCCAGCUGCUGCAGGCCCAGCUGCUGUGUGUCUAGCUGCUGCAGACCCCAGUGCUGCAUCUCUAGCUGCUGCCGCCCCAUCUGUUGCCAGACCACCUGCUGCAGGACCACCUGCUGCCGCCCAGCAUGCUCUAGUGGUUCUUGCUGCUGA
Messenger RNA from Mus caroli (Ryukyu mouse), 618 nucleotides. RefSeq lists its product as uncharacterized. Gene Ontology annotation, cellular component: keratin filament. Lineage: Eukaryota; Metazoa; Chordata; Mammalia; Rodentia; Muridae. The record is from RefSeq and is a predicted model, not a curated record.